AUGUCAGUAAUUGGAAUUACUUUUGGAAACACUACCUCAUCAAUUGCCGUAGCCACUGAUGGCAAAGUUGAUGUCAUUGCAAACCCCGAUGGAGACCGUGCAAUUCCAUCGGCAUUGUCUUAUGUUGGAUCCGACGAAUACCAUGGAUCCCAAGCUUUGUCAAGGUUGAUCAGAAACCCAGAAAACACUAUUGUUAACUUUAGGGACUUCAUUGGUAAAAAGUUUUCAGAGAUCAACGAUGAGUUUUCCGUUGGUGCUAAGCCUAAAGAUGUUAAUGGAGAGGUUGGAUACGAAGUUACCAUAGACGGAAGACCCCAAACAUUGACCAUUAAUGAGGUGACAAAGAGACAUUUCAAGCAAUUAAAAUCAGCUGCCGAAGACUUUAUUGGGAAGGAGGUCGAGAGUGUUGUUUUAACUGUGCCUACAGAUUUCAAUGAACACCAAAAGGAAGAGCUCACCAAAAUCGUUGAAAGUGCUGGUCUUAAAGUUUUGCAAUUAAUCAAUGAGCCAUCAGCUGCUUUAUUAGAUCACUUGUCGCCUGAGGACAAAUUAAGCGAAGACAAACUUUAUGUUGUUGCUGAUUUCGGUGGUACUAGAUCUGAUGGAGCUGUAAUUUCUGUGAGAGGUGGUGUGUUGACCAUUCUUGCAACUGCACAUGAACAUGGGUUAGGUGGUGAUAAAUUAGACAUUGCUUUGUCAGAGUUUUUCGCCAAGGAGUUUGAAAAAAAGACUAAAGUCAACCCUAGAAACAAUGCAAGAUCAGUUGCUAAAUUGAAGGCCGAAUCAAUUGUCGUUAAAAAGACUUUAUCAAAUGUGCAAACCUCUACCUGCUCAAUAGAAUCUUUAGCUGACGGACUUGAUUUCCACACAAGUAUCAACAGGUUGAGAUACGAAUUGACCGCUAGAGAUGUGUUAUCUAAAAUGACAGCAUUUGUCGAAAAAGUCAUCAAGAAUGCCGGAUUAGAAGCUUUGGAUAUUGACGAAGUUCUUUUGGUUGGUGGAACUGCACAUACUCCUAAAUUAGCUUCCAAUAUCUCCUACCUUUUCCCACAAUCUACUAAAGUUAUCGCACCAUCAUUGGAUCCAAAAGCAUUGAACCCAUCAGAAUUGAUUGCACGUGGAGCUGCAUUGCAAGCGUCAUUGAUUGAAUCUUUUGAUGAAUCAGAGAUUACUGAAUCUUUGCAACCAAUCGUUGUCAACACCCAGCACUUAUCCAAACCAAUUGGUAUCAAAGAUUCAGAAGGAAACUUUGUGCCAAUCUUGGUUGCUGAGACCGCGUACCCAAUUAAAAAAUCAAUUGAAGUUACCAAUGGAGAAUCUUCAUCUGUUGUAGUCGAAUUGUAUGAAGGUCAAAGAACUGUUAAAGAAACUGUUAUAGAAGCCGAGAAAGAUGAAGAAGAUUCGGAAGAUGAAUCCGAUGAAGAGCCAGAAAUCGAAAGGGAAGUGGUUUACAAAGUUGGCGAUUUAUUGGCGGAGUUCUCAUUGAAGGACUUGAAACCAAAUUCAAAGUUGGAAGUUACCGUGAACAUUACCCAGAACGGUGCUUUGCACGUUUCUGGUAGAGAGUUGAAACAAGGUGCAGUGGCUGUUAAGGGUGAAGUUUCAUCUCAAUAG
Molecule: messenger RNA, 1614 nt
Organism: Lodderomyces margitis
Lineage: Eukaryota; Fungi; Ascomycota; Pichiomycetes; Serinales; Debaryomycetaceae
Gene: SSZ1
Product: Ssz1p
Exons: 1
Coding region: 1-1614 (537 amino acids)
Biological process (GO): protein folding
Cellular component (GO): nucleus; cytosol
Molecular function (GO): ATP binding; ATP-dependent protein folding chaperone
Source: RefSeq, a predicted model, not a curated record